UCAACAUGAGUGAACUUGUCGGGGCAGCGUUUGGAUCGGUGGCCACGGCCGCCUCGAGCGUUGGCUGGUUUGUGCCGAUGUUGGUAGCCGCCAUUGCUUACUUCCAGUACGAAGAGUUUAUGGAUCCGGAGGCGCGUGUUAUCGACGUCCCGACAGAGAUUAUGCUGGACAAGUAUGAUUUUAUAAUUAUAGGUGCAGGAUCUGCCGGGGCUGUUCUGGCUAAUCGUUUAACUGAGGUGGAGAAUUGGAAUGUGCUGCUGCUGGAGGCAGGAGGUGACGAGACGGAGAUAUCUGAGGUACCACUAAUGGCGGGCUAUCUGCAGCUGAGCAAGCUGGAUUGGAAAUACAAAUCGGAACCGUCAGGAACGUUUUGUUUAGGAAUGAACGGUGGACGUUGCAACUGGCCCCGUGGUAAAGUACUUGGAGGAUCGAGCGUACUGAACUACAUGCUUUAUCUGCGAGGAAACAAGAAGGAUUACGACAACUGGGAAGCGAUGGGUAACACCGGCUGGGGUUACAAGGAUGCGCUCUAUUACUUCAAAAAAUCAGAGGACAACACCAACCCGUAUCUGGCCAACACACCUUACCAUUCGACCGGCGGCUAUCUAACGAUUGGAGAAGCACCCUAUCAUACACCGUUGGCGGCUGCCUUCGUGGAAGCGGGCGUUGAGAUGGGCUAUGAAAACCGGGACCUAAAUGGAGCGAAGCAGACCGGUUUCAUGAUCGCUCAAGGAACGAUCCGUAGAGGAGGACGCUGCAGUACGGGGAAAGCGUUUCUAAGACCGGCACGUCUGCGACCCAACCUACACGUGGCAAUGUUUGCCCACGUGACGCGCGUAAUGAUUGACCCGAUCAGUAAGAUCGCUUUCGGGGUAGAGUUCAUUCGCGAUCGGAAACUUCAUCAUGUGCGCGCUUCCAAGGAGGUGAUCGUAUCUGGUGGUUCUGUAAAUUCACCCCAGAUCCUGAUGCUAUCCGGCAUCGGUCCAAAGAGUGAGCUUGCUAAGCACCGAAUUCCACUGAUCAAGGAUUUACCGGUAGGCGAAAAUCUGCAAGAUCAUAUCGGACUUGGUGGGCUAACGUUUAUGGUGAAUCAACCGGUAUCGAUCGUGGAGAACCGCUACCACUCGAUGUCAACCGUCUUACAGUAUGCAGUGCUAGGACAGGGUCCACUUACCAUUCUUGGUGGGGUGGAGGGACUCGCCUUCGUCAGCACGAAGUACGUGAACGCAUCCGACGAUUAUCCGGACAUUGAGUUUCAUUUCGUAUCCGGCUCGACCAACUCGGACGGUGGAAAUCAGCUGCGAAAGGCGCACGGUCUGACGGAGGCGUUCUACAACGCCGUUUUUAAACCAAUCAACAAUAUGGACGCGUGGAGCAUCAUACCGAUGUUGUUGCGACCGCACAGCGUCGGAACGAUAAAGUUACGGAGCAGCAAUCCCUUCGACUAUCCGUACAUUUACCCGAACUAUUUGCACGACGAUCGUGAUAUGCGUACGCUGAUCGAAGGUGUGAAAAUAGCGUACGCCCUGUCGCGAACACAGACGAUGCAGAAGUACCAAUCGACGUUAAGUGCGUACAAGUUUCCGGGAUGUGCGCACAUACAGAUGUUCACUGAUCUGUACUGGGAGUGCAUGAUUCGUCACUACACGUGCACGAUCUACCAUCCGGUCGGUACGUGCAAGAUGGGCCCGUACUGGGACAAGCAGGCUGUUGUUGAUCCGCAGCUGCGCGUGUACGGUGUACGCGGGCUGCGUGUAAUCGAUGCCAGCAUCAUGCCAAAGCUUGUCAGUGCCAACACCAAUGCACCGGUGAUCAUGAUAGCGGAGAAGGGUGCCGAUAUGAUAAAAGACUUUUGGAUCAAACGCGGCGUGGCGUAA
Messenger RNA from Anopheles maculipalpis, 1877 nucleotides. Its product is annotated as glucose dehydrogenase [FAD, quinone]. The record is from RefSeq and is a predicted model, not a curated record. NCBI's taxonomy places the organism in Eukaryota, Metazoa, Arthropoda, Insecta, Diptera, Culicidae. Bases 6 to 1877 code for a protein of 623 amino acids. Gene Ontology annotation, molecular function: flavin adenine dinucleotide binding; oxidoreductase activity, acting on CH-OH group of donors. The transcript has 3 exons.